UCGGUCCCCCACCCCCACCCCCUCCCCGCGGCCGGCUGCCCGCUUGGUAUUAUGAUUAGUGCUGGGUGCGGGGAUUCGGCGGCCGGGAGGGAGUUGUCGGCGCCGCGGCCGCUGCGGACGGAAGCCCGCCUGCUUGCUGAGAGCCUUCUGAGAUUCUCCUUUGGCACCUCCAGCGUUUGGCCUCCGCUCAGGAAAAAGAAGCAACUAACAAAACACAGUGAUAACAAGGAUUACUCCACAUGCAGCUUGCAGGAUGUCCAUGACGAUAUUGAAAAUGAAUUCCUUAUUUUCACCAGAUAUAUGAGAAGAUCCAUUUUAAACAGUCUAAAUAUUUUUUCUCACGUCGGACCAGCAUGGCAGGAUUCAAGCGAGGGUGAAAAAGUGGCAGUAAAAGUUAUUGACAAGACAAAAUUGGACACACUAGCCACUGGUCAUCUUUUCCAAGAGGUGAGAUGCAUGAAGCUCGUGCAGCACCCCAACAUCGUGCGCCUUUACGAAGUGAUCGACACCCAGACCAAACUUUAUCUUAUCCUGGAACUCGGGGAUGGAGGAGACAUGUUCGAUUACAUAAUGAAGCAUGAGGAGGGACUCAAUGAAGACUUGGCCAAGAAGUACUUUGCUCAGAUAGUUCAUGCCAUAUCUUAUUGCCAUAAACUCCAUGUGGUUCACAGAGACUUAAAACCUGAGAAUGUGGUCUUCUUUGAAAAGCAAGGUCUUGUAAAGCUGACAGACUUUGGUUUCAGCAACAAAUUUCAACCAGGGAAGAAGCUCACUACGAGCUGUGGCUCUCUUGCAUAUUCUGCCCCAGAAAUUCUGCUUGGUGACGAGUACGAUGCACCUGCAGUAGAUAUAUGGAGUCUGGGAGUGAUCCUUUUCAUGUUGGUGUGUGGGCAGCCACCCUUCCAAGAGGCCAAUGACAGUGAAACAUUGACCAUGAUCAUGGAUUGCAAAUACACAGUACCAUCCCACGUGUCUAAAGAGUGUAAAGACCUGAUCACACGAAUGCUGCAGAGAGAUCCCAAGAGGAGGGCCUCUUUAGAAGAGAUUGAAAACCAUCCUUGGCUUCAAGGAGUGGACCCUUCCCCAGCCACGAAGUAUAACAUCCCGCUCGUGUCGUAUAAAAACCUGUCGGAAGAGGAGCACAACAGCAUCAUCCAGCGCAUGGUGCUUGGGGACAUUGCGGACCGCGACGCCAUCGUCGAGGCCCUGGAAACCAACAGGUACAACCACAUCACAGCCACUUACUUCUUGCUUGCUGAAAGGAUCCUGAGGGAAAAGCAAGAGAAAGAAAUACAAACCAGAUCUGCAAGCCCGAGCAACAUCAAGGCCCAGUUUAGGCAGUCCUGGCCAACCAAAAUUGACGUGCCCCAGGACCUUGAGGAUGACCUCACGGCCACUCCUUUGUCCCACGCGACUGUCCCUCAGUCUCCUGCUCGGGCCACUGACAGUGUCCUCAACGGGCACAGGAGCAAAGGCCUGUGUGACUCGGCCAAGAAGGAGGACCUCCCUGAGCUGGCGGGGCCCGCGCUGUCCUCAGGGCCACAGGCCGGCCUGAAGCCCGCGGCCAGUGGGCGGAAGUGCCUGUUCCGGGUGGAGGAGGACGAGGAGGAGGACGAGGAGGACAAGAAGCCCAUGUCCCUCUCGACCCAGGUGGUGCUGCGCCGCAAGCCGUCCGUGACCAACCGGCUUACAUCCCGCAAGAGCGCGCCAGUGCUCAACCAGAUCUUCGAGGAGGGGGAGUCGGACGACGAGUUCGACAUGGACGAGAACCUGCCACCCAAGCUGAGCCGCCUCAAGAUGAACAUCGCCUCCCCGGGCACGGUGCACAAGCGCUACCACCGCCGGAAAAGUCAGGGCCGCGGCUCCAGCUGCAGCAGCUCGGAGACCAGCGACGACGACUCGGAGAGCCGCCGGCGGCUGGACAAGGACAGCGGCUUCACGUACUCCUGGCACCGCCGGGACAGCAGCGAGGGGCCCCCGGGCAGCGAGGGUGACGGUGGCGGCCAGAGCAAGCCGAGCCGCGGCGGCGGGGGCGCGGACAAGGCCAGCCCCAGCGAGCACAGCGCCGGCGGCGGCGGCCCCGCGGGGGGCUCGGGCAGUGCCCCGGGCGGCACGUCGGGCAGCGUGCGCCGCUGCGCCGGGCCCGGCUCGUCCACAUCCACGCAGCUGGCCGCACGCAGCGCUGGGGAGCUGGUGGAGAGCCUCAAACUCAUGGGCCUCUGCCUCGGCUCGCAGCUGCAUGGCAGCGCCAAGUACAUUCUUGACCCGCAGAGCGGCCUGUCCUUCUCCAGCGUGAAGGUCCAGGAGAAGUCCGCCUGGAAAAUGUGCAUUGGCUCCGCCGGCGGCGCGGCGCCCGCCCAGGCCGGGGGCGGCAUGAAGUUCUUCUCCGACCACGUGGUGGACACCACCGCAGAGUUGGACCGGAUAAAGAGCAGGAACCUGAAAAACAACGUGCUCCAGCUACCUCUGUGCGAAAAGACCAUCUCUGUGAACAUCCAGCGGAACCCCAAGGAGGGGCUGCUGUGCGCCUCCAGCCAGGCCAGCUGCUGCCACGUCAUCUGAGCUCGGCGCGCCUCCUGCUCAGAGCGGCCAAGACCGGCUCACUCCACUGGUCCCCUUUCGGUUUUACUCUCUUAAAGCCGCAGUUAUUUAUUACUUUCUCGUUGUUCGCCUGACGACGUGACAAAUGCAUGGUCUUUGUGCAUGCUGCUAGACACUACUUUUCUUUUCCAGCUGAAAAGUCUCGUGUCAUUUUUACAUUUAUAAUUUUAAUGUGGAUGAUCAGGAUUAAAUUAAAAUGUAUAUUUGGAACCUAAUAUCCAUGGAGCACUUAGAAAUUUGAUGUUCUGCACUUAACUUAGAGAAAAUGCUUUUCCUUGUGAAAAAUCUAAAUUCCCGCCCCGACCUUCAGUGACAUGGGAACUCCGUGCUCUGAGGCAUACUCUGGUGUCUGAGACAGAACCAAAGCAAUAACCUUGUGAUGCCGAUAGGCCUGGAGCCCGCAGGCGUGGGGUGCCCAGCCUCCAGGGCCUGUGCGGAGCAGAGUGCAGCAAGCGUCUGCACUGACAACCGUAAAACCAUGAUUUCAGCAUAACCCACACCUGUUUGUCUUAAGCUAUAGUGUGAAAACAGUUUGGGCUCUUAAAAUUUAACUGAAAAAGAUGUUCUUGUUUUGUACUAGGUGAGAAAGUACAUAGAUUUAUAUAAAGGCAGCUUCCUCCGUAGUGGUCAGUCACAAGCAAUCUCAUUUUGCAAUGUGAUAAAGUGAGCUGAAGAUGUCUUGACUCGAUUCUAGAGCGUGUGUCUAACAGAACAAAAGGAUGCUUGGUAUAAAUUCCCUUGAGGAGGGCGUACCCCAGGCUUCCUGGACAACCAUGUAGGUAGAAGAAACGCUAGGGCCUAAAUAACAUGGAAGCAAAGGUGUUGGCAAAGUCAAAACCCCAUUAAAAAAAUUUUUUUUUGGCAUUUGAUUUUUAGGACUUUGAUAAUUAGGUUGUCUGUUGGUAACUUCCAUUCUUUUAUGUCCUUUAGCUCAACUACCUAUGGGAAUUGGCUGGUUAAAAAGAUUAAAAAGGUUGAAUACACAAACAGCCAACAAAAAUGCACAAAGCCUGCUUUGUUUUUUCUUUUUGUUUUUUGCUGGAAGUGUUUUUUACCUUACCUUCCUGCCAAAACAAUAAUCAAAGAACUCUUGCUUUAAAACUACUCCUGUACAAGACUACUCUUGACCAGAUAAUCAUCUUUCGUGGCUUUUAUCUUGUAGGACACAGUAUCAUUUUGGGAAGGGGCCAGAUGCUACUUUUUCUUGCUGUGCCCAGAGGGUCUUAAAAGCAGCGCUUAGUGACAUUGGUUAUAGGAUGUGGCCAGUCCCUCUGGCUUUCGCACGCUCCCCAGCAUCCCGUCCUGUCUGAGUGACAGUUGUCUGGUCUGUAGAGUGGGUGGAGCAGCGAAGGACAGCAUUCCACUGGUCACGGUUUCUCCAAGUGUACACCGACUCUGCUACUUUAGGAUUCAUGUAUUUUACUCAGAACUCUGAAUUUCACAGUAUGCUUACUAACCUAAGUAAAGAUGAUACUCAAAAUACCUAUUUUACUUUCUAGACCUAGACUAGAUAACGUUUUAAGCUACAGCUCUAGUUCAUUGUGAUGUUUAUAAUUGAAAGCUAUGAGAAUAGAUGUGUGGGUGAAGCCAUAGAACAUAUUUGCUUGAAAUUUAUUGAGCAGGGAUCUUAUAAAGGGCCAGAAAUAAGAUGUGUGGUUCACAUAGAUAGUGAGCGUAACAUCUGUAUUAAACGUCGGAGAGAAGUUUAUAAAGGGCAUUGGCAAUAAACUCUUUGUUGCAGCUGUUUUCCAAGUAAUGUAAAUACUUUUUCCUGUGAUUAUGUAUAGCCUUGGAAUGGCACCUUUUAACUAACCCGUAUGUGUUUGGUUUUCAAUCGUUUUUUAUAUUCAAAUGUAUAUAUGGUGCUCACUUUUAGGAUCAGCAGUGUUGACCAUUAUGCUGCAUAGCUGUAUCAUAGCCUUACUAGUCAUGUGUGGUUGGUUGGCCCUCUGGGUAGACAGAUGUUAGUCUGCGUGGCGUCUUACCCCUUGUUCAUCAGUGAAUGACUGUGCAUGUGUUGUAUGUCAUAGUAUGUUGUCACAUAAAGGGAGGGAGCAGAUAACCAUUAUGUUAAGGUAAUAUUGGACCAAACGACUUACUUGCUCUAAACAGUUUCUUGUACCCCUUAACCUGUCUUCAGAAGUUGCAGAGUUACAGUAGUGUGUAAAUUAAAUAUUGUGGAAAAACAAUUAGUCUUGUAUUUUUCUGUAUGUGUGUGUGUAUAUAUAUAUAUACAUUAUAUAUAUAUAUAUAAAAUUAUGUACUUCUGGCAAUUCUAUCUGUAUUUAAAGUUGUGACAAUCUUGACACCGAUUUUAAGAAUAGCCGUGAGACUGAAUCAAAUUAAAGAUGUCCCUUCCAAGUUAGAAUCGAUGUGUGUUAAGAGGGUACAGAAUUAUCAGCUGAUUUUGGCUGGUUGCUUCCACUGCUGGUUGAUUUUCCUCAUUGUAUAAACAUUGACAGGUAUGUGACAAAUGGGAAAAAACAAAGUCCAAAUAAUAAAGUGGCAUAUUGGUGUUCAGCAAUAUAAACUGUCCCAUGUUCUGUUUCUUCUCAUGAGCGCAGCUGUGUGUAGGCCUGGCCUGGGUUAGACCGACGCUCUACAUGCUGUGCGCGCGCCUCCUUCGCCAGAUGUGACUGGAAAAAUGCGAUCGCGACUGUUCUCACUUUAAACUCGUGACCGCAAGUCUCAGCCCUGCUCCCGGGCACCUGCCAGGAGCCAGACGCCGCCCUCUCUGGGCACAGGCCACACAGACAAGUUCCAGGGGCCUGGCAGGCCCAUGCUGAUCUGCUUCCUGCCAGCCCCUGUGGACACCACCGAGCGGCUCCCACGUCUGUCCUCUCUGCAGCCCAGGAACGGGCCCCGGUGGAGGAAACACGGGUGCCCUGGCUGGGACUGGAGCCCAUUGGAGUGGAAGCUACCAGUCCCUGGUGUUCUGAGCUGGGAGCAUGUUCUGAAAGUAUCCACCAGGGAGUACUUGUGCCGUGGAGGGGGCUGAGACCAGGGACAGAGCCAGGAGUGUGGAAACACCCGUCACUCUCAGCGGGGGCGCGGCUGAUGCCACCCAUAUCGGCCAACCGUCACCGUGAGGGUGGCGUGGGGAGCUGGUGGUCGGUCCAUAUGCGAGGCUCCGGAGCGAGGUCAGGCGGCUGGAGUGGGUGUGGAGCUCGGGCAGGAGCCUGGAAGCGGGUCGGCCCACCCUCAGGGCGCCUUCUCCUUCCUGCCUUCCCUGCAUUCCUCUUUCAGGUUCUCGGAGGUGAGCUUCAUCUGCUGUUGAGAGAACACGGGAACGCGCUGAGCCACGCGAGCCUGGGUGGAGGCACCUCAGGGGCGUCCCCUGACACACACACUGUGGGAGACGCCUGGCGCGGCUCAUUGAGGUCCGGGGACACGCACUUGGAACCAAGGAACCUGGGUCACUGAUGCGGCCCAAGGCUGCCUGCGAGUCCGGAGCCUGUUUCUGACCCAGAGGAGUGGGAAGUGGUAGGUUUGGGUGGAACGUGCUGUGUGCGCCCAGCUCGGUGGGGGUUUACAGACGCUGAAGUGAGAAGCAGCUGGCACCUCUUCCUCCCUGGACCUCCAGGAGAAGGCGGGGAACCACAGGGCUGGGGGCUGCAGCCUGAUGUGGGGCCAAGUCCUUGCUCUGCCCCUGCACACCGAGUGACCUCGGAAGUGUGACCGCUGAGCCUGGUGUCACACCCUCUCCGUGGGUGAGAGGUGCAUACCCUGCAGGCUGAUGCUGGGGUUACCGCCCCUGAAGUCCCUGGCCCAGAGCAGAGGCCCCAGAAGAGCGGACGUCUCACCAGCCCUCUGUCCCAACAGCCACUUCCAGGAGCAUCAGGGACAUCUUGUGAAGGCUCAGAGGAAGGGGCCUGCACCCAGGACCGCGGCAUGUGAGGAGGGAGCGCUCCAGCUCCAGUCCUGGGGCCCCACCCGGACACGGGGCCCGGACACUGCUGCCUUGGGUGCUGGGAAACAAUCAUACAGCCAGGAGUCCUCCUCCACAUGGGAAGAAAAAUCAUAAUGAGGUGCAAGGCCUGGGAAGAGACUCUGAACCCACCGGGCUGGAUGACUCCCACCUGCAGUGCCGGCCCCGCUGAGGGCAGCUCCUAAGGGCAGGGGUCUGCACUGGACUGUGUGGCUGGAAUCAAAGCUGGCUAUGCUGAGCAGAGAGCAGGACCAGACCUUAAGACCCUAAAGAAAAACCUAAGAGGGAACAAACUGCCACAGCCUGCCUGCCUGAGGUGAAGAGUUAAACCGCAUGUGAGG
Bubalus bubalis (water buffalo) is the source of this 6870-nucleotide messenger RNA. RefSeq names its product SNF related kinase (gene SNRK). Gene Ontology annotation, molecular function: ATP binding; tau-protein kinase activity; protein serine/threonine kinase activity. NCBI's taxonomy places the organism in Eukaryota, Metazoa, Chordata, Mammalia, Artiodactyla, Bovidae. Gene Ontology annotation, biological process: protein phosphorylation; microtubule cytoskeleton organization; intracellular signal transduction. Gene Ontology annotation, cellular component: cytoplasm. The transcript has 15 exons. The record is from RefSeq and is a predicted model, not a curated record. Bases 52 to 2562 code for a protein of 836 amino acids.